Andrographis paniculata is the source of this 1375-nucleotide messenger RNA. Its product is annotated as WRKY transcription factor 22. Gene Ontology annotation, molecular function: transcription cis-regulatory region binding; DNA-binding transcription factor activity. The record is from RefSeq and is a predicted model, not a curated record. Lineage: Eukaryota; Viridiplantae; Streptophyta; Magnoliopsida; Lamiales; Acanthaceae. The transcript has 3 exons. Gene Ontology annotation, cellular component: nucleus. Gene Ontology annotation, biological process: regulation of DNA-templated transcription. Bases 83 to 970 code for a protein of 295 amino acids.
UUUCCACCAAUUUCCCAAAACCACCAUCUCCAAAAGUCAGCGCCUCCUCCACUCUCUCUCUAGAAAUUUAGAGAGCCAAAAAAUGGAGGACAAUUGGGAUCUCUUCGCCGUCGUCAGAGGCUGCUCCGCCGCCGCCACCGCCGCCUCCUCCACCGCCACCGCCACCUCCGCCGCCGCCGCCGCCGCCCCUUCAUGGAGCUCACACCAGCCCUGUUUGGAAGACAUCUUUAAACCCACAAGAACAAACCUCUUCCAAGACCUGAACGAUCUGUACAAACCCUUUUUUCAGAAAUUCGAAAAUCGCAACCAAACAGAGCCUUCCCAAAAAACCCUACCCAUCUCACCACUCUCGGUUCUUGGAGGGCUACCAGAUCAGCAAAAACAAUAUUUUCCCAUCCAAACACAGCCUAAGCAGAAACACCAAUCCUUCAGCGUCUCCAAACCAAAUCCCACUCCAAGGUCCAAAAGAAGGAAGAACCAUUUGAAGAAGGUGUGCCACGUAGCCGCUGAAGAUUUAGCAUCCGACCCGUGGUCAUGGAGGAAAUAUGGGCAAAAACCCAUCAAAGGAUCUCCUUAUCCAAGAGGGUACUACAGAUGCAGUACAUCAAAGGGGUGUUUGGCCCGGAAACAAGUGGAGCGGAACAGAUCCGACCCGGGAAUGUACAUACUGACCUACACCGGAGAUCACAGCCACGCCGUUCCGACCCACCGGAAUUCGCUCGCCGGCAGCACCCGGCAGAAGGCGACUUCCGACGAGAUCGGCGGCAAGGCGUCGCCGGAGAAGGUGGAGAGCAGCCGGGAGGACUUGCCGGAAGUUUGUGAGGAAGAAGAAGACAUCGAUUUUUCCGGCGGCGGCGGUGGCGGAGAAAAUAAUAUGGAGGCUGGUGCAGUGGACGACGAUUUCUUCGCCGGACUCGGCGAUUGUGACUUUCCGGCGGCGGCGCACUUCGAUUGGAGCGCCGCCGGUUGACUUUUGGUGGCGGAGAAUUUAUGAAUGGGAUGCCUUUCUUGUGACUCAAUUUUCUUUUUUUUUUUUUUUUUGUAGGCAGGAAACCUUUUUUCAUUUUGGUCCCUAGACAUGUAAAGAAUCUUUUUCCAAUUUUCAAUUUUUUUUUUUCAUUAAAUUUUUAGCUUUUAGGGUAUGUAUGUAUGUAUGGGUAAGAAUAUAUAUAUAUAUUUAUUUAUUUAUAGAUAUUAAUUAUAGAGAGGCUUGCGGAGUUAUAAAAAAAAUAGUAAAAAAGAUUCCUUCUUGUGAUGUGAUAUAGGGGCUAUAAUUCUUAGGAGCUACAAUGGCCUAUUCAUUUCGUAAAAGGCCAAUGCUUCUGUUGAAUAUAAAGCCUAUUAGAACAGGCUUUAAAUUAUUUUAUUAAUAUUU